This is a messenger RNA of Arabidopsis thaliana (thale cress), 1865 nucleotides long. Its product is annotated as ATP synthase subunit B. Lineage: Eukaryota; Viridiplantae; Streptophyta; Magnoliopsida; Brassicales; Brassicaceae. The coding region runs from base 237 to 1157 and encodes 306 amino acids. The transcript has 12 exons. The record is from RefSeq and is marked reviewed.
AAACUAAAGAAAUGUGGUAUUAUCCAAAAACCAAUUAUGCAAUAUGAUAGUUGUCUGUGCAAACCUUUUGAUGGAAUGUUGUAGUAAUGACCAAAUUCCAUUUGUUUUUAGAUUUUUUAGUUGAAAGUUGAAUUUUACAAAACAACGAAUCGUUUUUGUGAAACUAAUAACUUUCAUUUAAAUAAGUCGGAAUCGUUUUUGUGACAAAAUCUGUUAAAAGAGUUUCAUUAUUUUUGAUGGAAGAGCUAAAGAGACUGGAGAAGUUUCAGACUGUUGUAUCAUCCAUUACUUGUCACGGUUUACUUUCUUCUUCAUCUUCCGAUUCAGCUUCUUCUUCUCGCUUCCUCUCCAAUCUAGUCCUUUUCCUGGUACAACCAUGCGGCGAACUCGAUUUAGAUUCGAAACUGGGUCUACUCUCUGAGUUCUUACCGAAAAUCUCAGGACCCUUCCUGGAAGAGAUAUCGAGAUCACUUGAGCUAGACGAUGAAGCUACUACACCACUUAACACAAUUUCAGAGUGCCAAAAUAGUUGUGUGAAGAGGAGUGUCAUGGACAAUGUUGAUCCUUACAUGUCACAGAAGCACCAAGAAGUUGUGGCAAUGGUCGGGCUAGAUGCAAUGAAGAGAGCAAACUCUACACUUGAGGAUUUCUCCAGGUCUUAUUUCAUGUUUCAUCGGUUGGAUAUUAACGAACCGCAAUCAAUAUUCAGAUAUUUACCUGUGCUUUCAUUCACAGAGAGUUACAUAUAUCAGAUGGAUGCUCUUAAUGAGAAGAUAGUCAGUGAAUCAGCUUGUGGAUCCCAAGUCAUUUAUUCAAGUCAUGGAUGGAAUGCUGAAUCACGAGUUCUGUUUGAAACUAAUCCGUUGAAGCCGCUUGGAGAUCUGCUUGAACGUGAGGCCCUUUUGACAAACAGAGUACAACAAGAGUUUAAUUCGGGUGAAGAGUAUUGGGCGUUAGAAAGAAAGCUUUGUCAUGCACUUUCAAACAAAAACAAGAUCUGUCUCGAAGAUGUGAUGAGAGCAAUUCAUUUGAAGUCCUUUGAUUACAGGGUGUUGAAUCUUCUACUAUACAAGUUGAGAGGAGAAGAGGUGAAUGAGUUGCAUAUGGACUUCUUGUCAAUCUCAGAGUUUCUGGUUGAAGUAGCGGAUGAUCUGUAAUCUUCUUUUAAAACCUCUCCAUCUAACACAAACAAACACAAAAAGUUUCAGAAUCUGAAUGGUUUCAACUUUACUUGUGCAGGUUCGAUUACGAGGUUAGAUACACCCUCAAAGAACUCCCUAACGUCAUCACGAUCUUUCAACUCGAUAUGGUUUUCUUGUAGGAUGAUGUUCUUGAGAACAAUUUCAAUGUAUUACGUAUGUUUGUGGGAAUAUUCGGCUCAUCGAAUGCACCCACUGAACUGGCGAAGCGGAUAUCGGAAGCUGAAGAGAAGUAUGAAGAGAUUAUGAAAUCCCUGGAUCCACAUUUGUCUUCAAAUUACCAAAGAAGAUGUGAAGAAGCUACUAAAGAAGGUGGGAAAAUUUCUGGUCAUUCGCUGGGAACAUGGAACAUACCGGCGGUUAUCUCCGACGAAGAAGCAUACCGAUCUGCUCAACGGUAAACCGAGAUUUAAGUCAUGGUUAUAUACCGGAUUAAACCGGGAUUUUUUUAUUGUAUCCUUGACCGAGACAUGAAUAGAUGUAAGCUUGUGACCAAACAUUCUUCGACCGUAUAAAAGGAAAAAAUAGUUUGAAGACUUUGUGACCUAUGAUGUAUCAAAGGAGACAAAAGCCAUUGACUCUUAUAAUUGGAUCAUGGAAUAAUAAUUUCAGUUGUCUUACUGUGAAAGUCUUCUCUUUCUGAUGAUUUUAUUUUUUUUGUUUGUG